UCCGUAUUACGUCAUCAACAUGAGCCACGAGGCUUGACAUUCAGACGCAUGCUGAAUGUUUUCAUGAGUUUUUGACCUUUACAAAAACGUUUUCCUUUACAGGGACCCCGGGGACUGUAAAACAUAUACGGCAUGUCCACGCGUCAAGCAUCGGUCCACGCGAAAUGGAUCAUCGGUCAGGUGAUCGGAACCAAGAUGAAGAAGACGGCGAAGGUUCGAGUCACGAGACUUGUGCUCGAUCCGUACCUGCUCAAGUACUACAACAAGAGGAAGACAUACUUUGCCCAUGAUCCUUUGGAGCAGUGCACUAUUGGGGAUGUUGUUUUGCUGAAGGCUUUGCCAGAGAAAAGAUCCAAACAUGUCAACCAUGAACUCGCAGAGAUUGUGUAUAAAGUCGGGCAGGUGGUCGACCCGCUCACUGGGAAGAGGGUUGCUGGGACGCAGUAUUUGGAGCCACUUACGGAAAGCACAGAAGACACAGAAGUGUCUUUAACGGAGAAACUGGAGCAGUUGAACAUUACUGCCUCCACUACACCUCCUUCAGCCUCUUAGAAUUGUGUUUGUCCUUAAUGUAUGUACAGAACUCAUGUCCUGAUUUUCACAUAAAAUCACUGUGACUAGUAUUUGUGUGGUCAUCAAUCUUACAUACAAAUGCUUCUACCUGAUGUCCUCUUUGACACAGUCGAGAAACCAUAUAUGUCUUAAGUCGCUGGGGUAUAUUUGUAGCAAUAGCCAAAAAAAAAAAAAAAAACGAUGUAUGGGUCAAAAUUAUCGAUUUUUACUCCAAAAGUCAUCAGGAUAUCAAAGUAAAGAUAAUGUUUCAUGAAGA
Molecule: messenger RNA, 829 nt
Organism: Carassius auratus (goldfish)
Lineage: Eukaryota; Metazoa; Chordata; Actinopteri; Cypriniformes; Cyprinidae
Product: 28S ribosomal protein S17, mitochondrial
Exons: 3
Coding region: 133-552 (139 amino acids)
Biological process (GO): mitochondrial translation
Cellular component (GO): mitochondrial small ribosomal subunit; ribosome
Molecular function (GO): structural constituent of ribosome
Source: RefSeq, a predicted model, not a curated record